AUGUCACCACUAUCCAUAUUCCGCGCCCCAAACACCCCCUUCCCAUCAUCUUCCCUCCCACCUCUAACACCCGCAGCCCUUCUAAAAACCUGGUGGGUAACAACCUCCACUUUACCCAUGUGGAAAUCCGCCAAAAACAUCAGAAUAACAUACACCUCCAUCCCAUCCACCAAAAACAUCGACGACAUAAUCCACUACAACCCACGUAGUGGUCCUCCAGCCACAAAUUCAACUCCAGAGGAAGCUGCAAAGCUGGUGACGAAAUCAAUUCAUGGUGUUGACUACCCGCUUUCUGAGAAUGAUGGGGAUUUGACGUAUAAAUGGCGAGGGAAAGGGUUGUUGUUCAUUGCGACUUCGAGGUGGCAAGUUGUUGGGUAUGGUGGGAGGGAUGUUAGGACUAUUGUUGGUGAAGGUGGGGAAGAGGUAUUGGAGGGGGUGGAGUGGGUUGUUACGUACUUUGAGAAGAGCUUGUUUACGCCGGCUGGGGUGGAUGUUAUGACGGUGGCGAGGGAAGGGGUGGAUGGAGAGACAUUGGGUGCGAUUGGGGAGGGGCUCAAAGGUAUUGGGGGAGUACUUGGGGAGCUAUGGGAUGGGAUCUUCGAUAUUCCCCGGGAUUGA
Messenger RNA from Orbilia oligospora ATCC 24927, 618 nucleotides. RefSeq lists its product as uncharacterized. The transcript has a single exon. Lineage: Eukaryota; Fungi; Ascomycota; Orbiliomycetes; Orbiliales; Orbiliaceae. The coding region runs from base 1 to 618 and encodes 205 amino acids. The record is from RefSeq and is a predicted model, not a curated record.